AUGCCGUCAACCAAAAGCACAAAUGGCGAUAGCCACUUCCAGCAAAAGAUAAAGAGUUUCUUCCGCAUCAACUCGUCCAGCAGCAGUCGCGAUGCCACCACCCCGGACCGGGAGCGCGGCGGCGUCUCAGGCCCCCUGCGCUCCGAGAACAACAAGCCCUCCCGCAACACGAGGUUCUUCAGCGUCGGCCGCCUGCGCAGCGCGACCACCGCUAGCGAGGGACAUCCGCUCGACGAGGCCAUGAGCCCGACUGCUCAUGCGAACCCCUACUUUGCCCACCAGGGCCAGCCCGGCCUACGACAUCACAAUGACGGGUCCGUACCCCCGAGUCCACCCGACACCCCGAUGCUCAAGGUCGACGGCCCCAACGGCGGGCCCGUGGAGAAGAUAUCGGCGAGCACCAAGGAGGAGCUCGCGAGGAAAUUGAGGAGGGUUGCCAGUGCCCCGAAUGCACAGGGCUUGUUUUCCAAGGGCAACGGCAGCGGGGAAAGACCACAAACCGCCGAGCUUAGCAAGGAGCCGCUCGCCGAGAGUAAGGACUCGACGAGCGUGGGAUUUGCCGACGCCCAGACACCACCCGGCAGCGCGGUGGAAUUGGCCACGUCUGUGCCGGAAGGGGAUAGCCUCGGGGCGCUGCCACCACCGAACCAGUCGCCGUUGGCGUUCCGCAGGACGUAUAGCUCCAACUCGAUCAAGGUCCGGAAUGUGGAGGUAGGCCCCCAGAGUUUCGACAAGAUCAAGUUGAUUGGUAAGGGUGAUGUGGGUAAGGUGUAUUUGGUGAGGGAGAAGAAGAGUUCAAGGCUGUAUGCCAUGAAGGUGUUGAGCAAGAAGGAGAUGAUCAAGCGCAACAAGAUCAAGAGAGCGCUGGCAGAGCAGGAAAUCCUCGCGACGAGCAACCACCCUUUUAUCGUCACUCUCUAUCACUCUUUCCAGUCCGAGGACUACCUCUAUCUGUGCAUGGAGUACUGCAGCGGCGGCGAGUUUUUCAGGGCGUUGCAGACGAGACCGGGCAAGUGCAUAUCGGAGGAUGACGCCCGCUUCUAUGCGGCUGAGGUUACGGCCGCGUUGGAGUACUUGCAUCUGAUGGGUUUCAUUUACCGGGAUCUGAAGCCAGAGAGUAUGUCUCGAUCACUGCAUGCGCCGUGUGGGAUGGAAGAACGGCACCAGCUCGACAUCGCUGCCAACCAUCGAUACCAAGUCGUGCAUUGCCAACUUCCGAACGAACUCUUUUGUUGGCACAGAAGAGUACAUCGCGCCCGAGGUGAUCAAGGGCAGCGGGCACACCAGCGCCGUCGACUGGUGGACGCUGGGUAUUUUGAUCUACGAAAUGCUGUACGGCACCACACCGUUCAAGGGAAAGAACCGCAAUGCGACAUUCGCCAACAUCUUGCGCGAAGACAUUCCCUUCCCGGACCACGCGGGCGCACCGCAAAUAUCAAAGUGAGUCUCCUGUCGCAUCGCAGUCGCAUGCACCAUCGCAUUUGUCAGAAGCCAUUACUAAUGCUAUAUCUCUCUCACCCCAGCCUCUGCAAGUCAUUGAUCCGCAAACUAUUGAUUAAAGACGAGAACCGUCGUCUUGGCGCCAGGGCGGGUGCAUCCGACAUCAAGACCCACGGCUUCUUCCGGACGACGCAGUGGGCCCUUAUCAGGCACAUGAAGCCGCCCAUUAUCCCCAACCAAGGACGUGGUAUCGACACGAUCAACUUCAGAAAUGUCAAGGAGUCUGCCAGUGUCGACAUCAGCGGGUCCAGGCCGAUGGGGGCGAAGGGUGUGCCGCUGGAUAGUGGGUUAGCGACACCAGGAGCCGAGACGCCAGAUCCGUUUGAGGAGUUCAACAGUGUCACGCUGCACCACGAUGGGGAAGAUCACUAUGGUCAGCACUCGCCACCAGCACACCAGCAGCACAGGAAUAGCGGAGGUGGCAAGAAUGGGUAUGAUUCGUAG
Molecule: messenger RNA, 1944 nt
Organism: Podospora anserina S mat+
Lineage: Eukaryota; Fungi; Ascomycota; Sordariomycetes; Sordariales; Podosporaceae
Exons: 3
Coding region: 1-1944 (647 amino acids)
Biological process (GO): protein phosphorylation
Cellular component (GO): cytoplasm; plasma membrane; nucleus
Molecular function (GO): protein serine/threonine kinase activity; ATP binding
Source: RefSeq, a predicted model, not a curated record